AAGAGCUUGCAACAAUUCAAACAUUUGUCAAUAAAUUUGAAGAACGUUUACCAAACAAAACUAAUGUAGAGUUUGGUGAGAAGAAAUAGAUUGAAUUGAUCAAAAGUGAAGUCAACGAAGAUUUAAGAAUGGCCUGAUGAAUUUCAGUUGGUUCUUCUACCACUCAUUGAUGUGUUUUGAGAUAAGGCGACAGUUGGGCCUCUCUAGUUUCAAACGUAACGAGAUAACGGCUACUAACCACCACCCGCCAAGAGCAAAAUAUUGAACCCGUGUUAGUUUUCUAAAUCCCAACGGCAAUUUAAAAAUAGCGUGCCUCCAUUUUCAAGAUGGCUGCAACCUUAUCUCCCCUCCGCUUCUUAAAAUCCGACCCUCCAAAUAGAGUCGAAGCAGCGAAAGCAAAGCGGGGACAUCGCCUCGUCGCAAACCAAACAAUCCCCGAAUCAACUCGAAGUGGUAAAAAUGGAGAAAAGCCUUCAUCAGAAUCUCUGGUAAGGGGACACCAUCAUCAUCUUGCUCAGACAAGGGCUCUUGCAGCUUACUUGGAAUCUGGGUGCAUAGAAAAUGCACUCUAUCUGUUUGAGAAAAUGUCACACAAGAAAACUUUUGACUGGAAUAUUGUAAUUAGAGGUCUCACAAAUAAUGGGUUCUUUUUAGAAGCCAUUGAUUUCUAUCAUAGAAUGAAAAUCCAGGGCGUUCAGGCUGACAAUUUCACUUUCCCGUUUGUAAUCAAGGCGUGCACUGGGUCAGGCUCUUUGAUAGAAGGAGAGAAGGUUCAUUCAAAGCUUAUUAAAGUUGGUUUAGAGUGGGAUAUAUACAUUUGCAAUUCCCUUAUUGUUAUGUAUGCGAAGCUCGGGUGUAUUGAGUACGCAGAGAAGGUGUUCAGCGAAAUGCAUGUUAGAGACUUGGUUUCAUGGAAUUCUAUGAUUUCAGGCUAUGUUUCGGCUGGGGAUGGUUGGAGCUCAUUGAUGUGCUUUCAGGAGAUGCUGGUAUUUGGGCUAAAAGCUGAUAGUUUCAGCAUGAUCAGUGCUCUGGGUGCUUGUGCUCUUCAGCAUUCUCUGAGAAUCGGGAAGGAAAUUCAUUCUCAAGUGAUCAGGAGUGAGUUUAAACUUGACAUCAAGAUUCAAACAUCACUUAUCAACAUGUACAGCGAGUGUCGCAGAAUGGAUUAUGCAGAAAUGGUGUUUGGUGGGAUUUCUCAAAAAAAUAUUGUAACUUGGAAUACUAUCAUAGGCGCGUAUGCUCUAAAUGCACACCCCCUUGAGGCAUUUGCUUAUUUGAUAAAGAUGCAGGCAGCUGAUGACUUGAGUCCUGACACUAUCACCAUGAUAAACUUGCUUCCCUCUUGUGCACAACUAGGAGCCCUCAUGCAGGGUAAAUCUAUCCACGGCUUUGCCAUUAGGAAAGGUUUUCUUCCUUGUCUAGUCCUGGAGACUGCUCUGGUUGACAUGUACGGGAAGUGUGGGAAGACAGAGCCAGCAGAACGUGUUUUUGGUCAAAUGACUGAAAUGAACUUGGUAUCAUGGAAUUCCAUGAUAUCUACUUAUGUGCAAAAUGGGCGGAAUAAAGAGGCCUUGAAAUUGUUCCUCGAUUUAUGGAAUGAGCCUUUCAGACCUGAUGCUGUCGCAAUCGCAAGCAUCCUCCCAGCUUAUGCUGAAUUAGCCUCACUGAGGGAGGGCGAACAAAUCCAUGGUUACAUUGUGAAAUUAGAGUUUGGUUCAAACAUCUUCAUCUCAAAUUCGAUUGUUUACAUGUAUGCGAAAUGUGGUUAUCUCAAAACUGCACGAAGAAUAUUUGAUCAUAUGUUGUUUAAGGAUGUUGUUUCAUGGAACGUGAUAAUUAUGGCCUAUGCCAUUCACGGGUUUGGGAGAAUCUCCAUUGAAUUGUUCUGUGAGAUGGAGAAAAAGGGGAUUGGGCCCAACGGAAGUACAUUUGUUUCGCUGCUCUCAUCUUGCAGCAUUUCUGGCUUGGUUGACAAAGGUUGGGAAUACUUCAAUUCCAUGAAAAGGCACUACUCUAUUGAUCCAUGGGUAGAGCACUAUGGUUGUAUGCUUGAUCUUCUCGGUCGUGUAGGAAAUCUUGAUCUAGCGAAUUCAUUCAUCAAAGAAAUGCCGGUGGUUCCAACGGCUAGAAUAUGGGGAUCUUUUCUGACUGCAUGUAGAAACAACAAAAACAUAGAACUGGCCGAACUUGCAGCUAAGCACAUUUUAUCCUUGAGACAUGAUAAUACAGGGUGUUUUGUCUUGCUUUCUAACAUGUAUGCUGAACUUGGGAGAUGGGAAGAUGUUGAGCAAAUUAAAGGUCUUAUGCAGAAAGAAGGGAUUGAGAGAACCAGUGGAUGUACCCUGAUUGAGAUCAACAGUGAAUCUUACAGGUUCAUCAAUCAAGAUAUGUCCCAUGUUGAAACCAACACGAUCUACAAUGUGCUGGAUAUUAUAUCAAGAAAGGCCGCGAAAGACAUUGAUGAUCACCAUACCACCAAGUUCAUACCGCUGGAUAUAAUGAAGAAAAAAGCAAACUCGCCAAAAAGUCACAGUGUAAGAUUGGCAAUCUGUUUUGGCUUGAUCUCCACAAUAGUCGGCAAACCCGUUCUUGUGAGGAAAAACAUCAGAAUAUGCAAAUAUUGCCACACUGCUGCAAAGAAGAUUUCAGAGAUUACCAAAAGAGAGAUAAUUGUGGGAGAUUCGAAGAUAUAUCAUCAUUUCAUAGAUGGUCAGUGCUCAUGCAGCGAUUAUUGGUGACUACAGAACUUCCAAAUACACUUGAUAAAAAUAGUAAAACCCAUUAACCUGUAAGCUUUUUUCUUUUUUGUCCUGAUUUUUUGAUGAACACAUUGCAGGCACCAGAUUAUCAGAUCUGUAAUGUAAACAAUUAAACAUCUCUUGUCCAUUUGUAUAUUUUUACUGCCAAGUAAUAAAAUUGCUCAAUAUGUUCAAACAA
This is a messenger RNA of Malania oleifera, 2937 nucleotides long. RefSeq names its product pentatricopeptide repeat-containing protein At4g35130, chloroplastic. NCBI's taxonomy places the organism in Eukaryota, Viridiplantae, Streptophyta, Magnoliopsida, Santalales, Ximeniaceae. The record is from RefSeq and is a predicted model, not a curated record. The coding region runs from base 327 to 2738 and encodes 803 amino acids. Gene Ontology annotation, biological process: RNA modification. The transcript has a single exon. Gene Ontology annotation, molecular function: RNA binding; zinc ion binding; protein binding.